AAUGUCAAACGCUGUCAGAUCCAUAUUUGUUUGGCUUAAUUAAUUUUUGAUAAUGCCUAUUGCCUAUUUAUUGAUAAACUGGUAGAUUUUUUGUAAUUACAAUGGAGUCGAAGCCACAAAAAAUGCCCAAAGUGGCAAAAGUUAAAAACAAGGCUCCCGCAGAAAUACAAAUCACAGCUGAACAGCUACUGAGGGAGGCUAAAGAGCGUGAUUUGGAAAUCCUUCCUCCGCCACCAAAGCAGAAGAUCUCCGAUCCAGCAGAACUAGCAGAUUAUCAACUACGUAGGCGGAAACAGUUUGAAGACAAUAUAAGGAAGAACCGAACGGUUAUAUCAAACUGGAUCAAAUACGCGCAAUGGGAAGAGUCGCAAAAGGAAAUUCAACGAGCCAGAUCUAUCUGGGAGAGAGCUUUAGAUGUAGAUCACAGAAAUAUCACAAUAUGGUUGAAAUAUACAGAAAUGGAGAUGAGGAAUCGCCAGGUAAACCAUGCAAGAAACUUGUGGGACAGAGCUGUUACCAUCUUACCUAGAGUCAAUCAAUUUUGGUACAAAUACACAUAUAUGGAAGAGAUGUUGGAAAAUAUCCCAGGUGCUAGAGCAGUCUUUGAAAGAUGGAUGGAAUGGCAGCCUGAUGAACAAGCUUGGCAAACUUACAUUAACUUUGAGCUUAGGCAUAAAGAGAUUGAUCGUGCUAGAGAGAUAUAUGAAAGAUUUGUUAUGGUUCAUCCUGAUGUGAAACACUGGAUAAAAUAUGCAAGAUUUGAGGAAAAUCAUGGUUUCAUCAACUCGGCAAGACAAAUCUAUGAAAGAGCAGUUCAAUUUUUUGGAGAUGAUCACUUAGAUGAGAAACUCUACAUUGCAUUUGCAAAGUUUGAGGAAAACCAAAAAGAACAUGACAGAUCUAGGGUAAUAUACAAAUAUGCUUUAGAUCAUAUCCCGAAAGACCAGGCAAAAGAAUUGUACAAGGCUUACACAAUACAUGAAAAGAAGUAUGGAGAUAGGACAGGGAUUGAGGAAGUAAUAGUGUCAAAAAGGAAAUUUCAGUAUGAGCAAGAAAUACAGCAAAAUCCAACAAAUUAUGAUGCUUGGUUUGACUAUAUAAGGCUUGUUGAAGGAGAAGGUGAUAUUGAUGCUACAAGAGAAACUUAUGAGAGAGCCAUAGCUAAUGUUCCUCCAGCAAAAGUAAAACAGUAUUGGAGAAGAUACAUCUACCUAUGGAUCAACUAUGCAUUAUAUGAAGAGCUCGAAGCUAAAGACUAUGAAAGAACUAGGCAGGUGUAUAAGGCAUGCUUAGAACUGUUGCCACACAAAGUUUUCACUUUCUCAAAGAUUUGGUUGUUAUUUGCCCAGUUUGAGAUCAGGCAGAAGAACUUGACGCCAGCAAGGAAGAUUCUAGGGUACAGCUAUGGAAUGUGCCCCAGAGACAAACUGUUUCGCGGGUACAUUGAUUUAGAAAUCCAACUUAGAGAAUUUGACAGAUGCCGACGUCUUUACGAGAAAUUCCUUGAAUUUGGACCAGAAAACUGUGUCACCUGGAUGAAAUUUGCUGAAUUGGAGACCCUUCUUGGUGAUAUUGACAGAGCUAGAGCUAUUUAUGAACUUGCCAUCAACCAACAGAGACUGGACAUGCCUGAGCUUCUAUGGAAGGCAUACAUAGAUUUUGAGAUAUCUCAAGAUGAGCCUGAAAAUGCGAGGCAGUUGUAUGAGAGACUUUUAGAAAGAACCUCACAUGUGAAAGUCUGGCUGUCUUAUGCUAAGUUUGAACUUAACAAUCAACUAGAAGGUGACAUGAAUAUAAAACUAGCUAGAAGAGUCUUUGAAAGAGCUAACGAAUGUUUGAAGAAUGCAUCAGAGAAAGAAUCAAGAGUACUGUUAUUAGAAAAUUGGAAGGAGUUUGAGAAUGCACAUGGAGAUGAAAUGAUGCAACAGAAGGUCAACAGCAAAAUGCCAAGGAGGAUCAAGAAGAGACAGAAGGUCAUAGAUGAAGAUGGCAUGGAACAAGGUUGGGAGGAAGUGUUCGAUUACAUCUUCCCAGAAGAUGAAGCUAACAGACCGAAUCUCAAAUUGUUGGCUGCCGCAAAGAACUGGAAAAAGAAAAUGGAAGGUGAUGAUGAAGAAAAGGUGGAAGAGAAACAGACAAAGAAUAGUAGCAGUGAAAGGGUAAGAGAAAGACUAUUAGCUUCUGCUAAGAACUGGAAGAAAAAGAAGGAAGGGGUAAGUGAGAAUGAUGACAAUAGACAAAAAAAUGGAAGUAGUGAAAAUACAAAUGACCAGGAAGAUACUAGAGACCACGAAGCAACAUCAAACAAAUUAUUGAAUUCUGUUAAAAAUUGGAAAAAAAGUAAAACAGAUCAUGAAGACAGUCGAGAAAUUAAACAGUGCAGUAGAAGUGAUGGACUGAAUAGUGAAAUUGAAAGAGAUACUGAAGCUUCAACCAGUAACUCUAGUGAACAUCAUGAUAGUGAUUGAAUUUGUAUUGUUAGGAUAUUUUUGAAUAUAACUUUUUUAUAUUUUUUUUUUAUAUUUUUCCAAAUUUACCUAAAUCCUCAACAUAGAAAUUAAAAACAAAUGUAAAUGAGUUCCUUAUAAAUAGUAACAUUAAAUCAAUGGCCCUAUAUUUAUGUGUCAGUUUUAAAAAAAAACUGAUGUCAUACAGUGAGUAGGAAAACUAUAAACAAACAAUUGUGCACAGACAUUUUAUUUCUAAAAAUAUAUAAAUUAAUGAUCCAAUUGGAAUCAAUUGGAUAGAUGUGAAGCAAAUAAAUAUUACACAAUUUUAUAAUGU
This is a messenger RNA of Acanthoscelides obtectus, 2784 nucleotides long. Lineage: Eukaryota; Metazoa; Arthropoda; Insecta; Coleoptera; Chrysomelidae. The record is from the annotation of a GenBank genome assembly.